Cavia porcellus (domestic guinea pig) is the source of this 3379-nucleotide messenger RNA. RefSeq names its product transmembrane protein 132A (gene Tmem132a). The coding region runs from base 191 to 3196 and encodes 1001 amino acids. NCBI's taxonomy places the organism in Eukaryota, Metazoa, Chordata, Mammalia, Rodentia, Caviidae. The transcript is spliced from 11 exons. The record is from RefSeq and is a predicted model, not a curated record. Gene Ontology annotation, cellular component: endoplasmic reticulum.
UGCCUGCUUCGGUGCGGCGCUAGGACCCGGCAGUGAGGGCGGCCUGGAGUCGGUCUCGUGGCCUCCAGCGCGCUCCAUUGUCUCAAUCUGAGCGGGGCCGUACCCACGCUGGCCGAUCCGAUCUGAGCCGAUCCGGGCAAGUCGGCUGCGGCAGGAGAUGCGGGGCGCGGUACCCUGAGCGCGUGGACCGAUGGCGGCGCCCCGCAGAGCCCCGCUCUGCCUCCUGGUGGCCCUGGUCCUGGACACCACUCGAGCACACAGUGGUUGGGAUGUGUACCUGCCUGCGACCCUGGAGCUCCUGGAUGCCCCCGAGUACUUUCGUGCACAGCAGCUCGGCCACUACCCGCCUGUCAACUCCUCCCUGGGCUCGAGAUCUGAGACCUUCCUGCUGCUACAUCCCUGGCCCAGGGCCCAGCCACUCUUCCGGGCCUCCUACCCACCUUUCACCACCCAGCAGGUCGUGCCCCCUCGGGCCACAGAACCCCUGCAUCGGCCAGUCCCGUGGGACGUGCGGGCUGUUUCUGUGGAGGCGACUGUGACCCCAGCAAAGCCCCAUGCCCGCGUCCUCUUCCACCUCAAAGGGCAGGACUGGCCACCAGGGCCUGGCAGCCUGCCCUGUGCCCGGCUGUAUGCCAUGCACCCCGAGGGCACUGCCCACCGUGCCUGCCGUGUCCAGCCUGCGCUGGGUGCCUGCGUGGUGGAGCUGGAGCUGCCUGCACCCUGGUUCUCAUGGGGUACCUCCUCUCGGGCUGCACUGGCCUACACGUUGGAGCCCACGGCUGAGGGCCCUGGGGGCUGUGCCCCUGGUGGGGAUGAGGACCCUGGGCAGCAGGCCUUCCCAGUGGAUAGCGUGGAGCUUCGCCCCGAGGACCCCCCACAGCACCAGGAGGUGCCUCUGGAUGAGGCAGUGACUCUGCGGGUGCCCGAUGCACCUGUGCGGCCAGGCCAGCCAUUCACGGCCACUGUUCUUCUGAGACACAACUUCACAGCCAGUGUCCUGACCCUGCGGAUUAAGGUGAAGAAGGGGCUGCAGGUGGUGGCUGCCCGCCCAGCACAGCCCAUGCUCUGGACGGCUACGCUGGACCGCGUCAAGGGCUCCAAGCACCACAGCACCCUCAUCACCUGUCAACUCUUGGGGCCUGAGGGACCAGACUCCAGCAGCUCCCCCGAGCUGUCAGAGUUCCUGUGGGUGGACUUCCUGGUGGAGAACGGCACCGGCGUGGGUGUAGCAGUCACACGGCCCAUCACCUGGCAGCUGGAGUACCCAGGCCAGGCCCCCGAUGCAGAGAAAGACAAAAUGGUGUGGGAGAUCCUGGUGUCUGAGCGGGACACCAGAGCACUUGUCCCGCUGGCCAAGGUUGAGGAGCUGGUGAACACAGCACCACUGACUGGACACCCUGGCCGCAUUCCUGUGCGCCUGGUCACCGUGGACACUGGGGGUGUCCUGGUGGAAGUGACCGAGCACAUUGGCUGCGAGUCGGCCAAUACCCAGGUCUUGCAGGUGUCCGAGGCCUGUGACACAGUGUUUGUGGCUGGCACCGAGAGCCGGGGUGCCAAGGGGGUGCGGGUGGAUUUCUGGUGGCGCCGGCUGCGCGCCUCACUGCUGCUGACAGUGUGGGCCCCGCUGUUGCCCCUGCGGAUCGAGCUGAGCGAUGCCACCCUUGAGCAGGUCCGGGGCUGGAGGGUCCCGGGCCCCACCGAUGGCGCGCUGGAGCCCAAUCCGGCUGUCGAGGAGGCCGAGCCGCGCUCCCGGAGCUGCCGGCUACUCUAUCAGCGAGCAAGUGUGCGUGUCCUCGCGCCCUUCGCGGCGCACACGCAGGACGGCAGGCACCUUGAGCACCUGCUGGGCCCGGACUGGCUGCUGGACGUGACCGACCUGGUGUUGCCGCAUGCCCAUGUACAGGACCCGCGCGUGGCCUCGCUGGAAGGUGGCCCUGUGCUCGUGGGCCGGGAACCCGGUGUCACUGCCAUCGAGGUGCGGUCCCCGCUGUCUGGCGCCAUCCUUGGGGAGCAGGCGCUAGCUGUGACUGACGACAAGGUGUCUGUGCUGGAGUUGCGGGUGCAGCCUGUGAUGGGCAUCUCGCUGGCCUUGAGCCGGGGCACUGCCCACCCUGGCGAGGUCACGGCCACCUGCUGGGCACAGUCAGCUGUUCCUGGCCAGAAGCAGGAAGUGGCCCUUUCCCUGUGGCUGUCCUUCUCUGACCACACUGAGGCCCCUGCUGAGCUCUAUGACCGCCGAGACCUGGGGUUGUCCGUCUCAGCCGAGGAACCCAGUGCUGUCCUGCCCACCACAGAGCAGGGCGCAUGGCUUGGGGUACUGGUGAGCGGGGUGGGUGCUGAGGCACUGCCCCUGCAUGUGGCCCUGCAUCCGCCUGAGCCCUGCCGCCGUGGCCGCCACCGAGUGCCCCUGGCCUCUGGCACUGCCUGGCUGGGUCUGCCCCCCACACCCACGCCCGCACGUGCCCUCCCGUCGAGCCCGGCCUGGAGCCCACCAGCCACUGAGGCUAGCAUUGGGGGCAAGCGGCAGGCAGCAGGUGGCGUGGGUGUGAGGGGCAAGUUCGAGCAGGCAGAAGAGGACACAGCGGCCAAGGAGGAGGAAGAGGAGGAGCAGGAAGAAGAGGAGGAAAUGGUGCCAGCCCUGCAGCGCAUCACAGACCUAGAGCUGGGCAUGUACGCACUGCUGGGCAUCUUCUGCCUGGCCAUCCUCAUCUUCCUAGUCAAUGGCGUGGUUUUUGUGCUGCGCUACCAGCGCAAGGAGCCCCCAGACAGUGCAGCCGACCCUGCUUCCCCGCAGCCCCACAACUGGGUGUGGCUGGGCACUGACCAGGAAGAGCUGAGCCGCCAGCUGGACCGCGGGGCCCCCGAGCUGCCCAGCAGGGAGGGCAGCUGCCCCUGUGGAAGCGGGGUGGGAGGAGAGGCCCAGACCCCAGUCCCUGUCCCCGUCCCUGGGCUGCCUGGGAACACCCCCGGCCCUACUAGCACCCUGACCCGCAAGGAAGCUGGGGGACGGCGUAAGCGUGUGGAGUUUGUGACAUUCUCACCAGUGCCCCCAGCCCAGCUGCCUGAGGAGCCCGUUGCUGUGCAGUCCAUCCUGGUGGCAGGCGAGGAAGACAUCCGCUGGGUGUGUGAGGACAUGGGGCUGAAGGACCCCGAGGAGCUCCGCAACUACAUGGAGCGCAUCCGGGGCAGCUCCUGACGUACCAGCCAGCGGGACCCAGGGACUCCUGCCUGUCCCUGCUCACCCUCUGGUGCUCACUGACCUGCAUUCCUGCCUGGUCCCCUGCCCCCACCCUUGCAUGGACUGAGGUCUAGGCAGGGCUCUUAUUUAUGGGAACCAACGUCUUCCACGUUGGGUCUGGAAUAAACUGAGGAUGUGCCA